Molecule: messenger RNA, 2860 nt
Organism: Triticum aestivum (bread wheat)
Lineage: Eukaryota; Viridiplantae; Streptophyta; Magnoliopsida; Poales; Poaceae
Product: G-type lectin S-receptor-like serine/threonine-protein kinase LECRK2
Exons: 1
Coding region: 181-2634 (817 amino acids)
Biological process (GO): protein phosphorylation
Molecular function (GO): protein serine/threonine kinase activity; ATP binding
Source: RefSeq, a predicted model, not a curated record
ACCAAUUCAAACCCAAGCCUCAUGGACUGCUCCACACAAAAUCCAAUUUAUGGACAUGAUUUUCCAUGUGCCACACUGUUCCACGAAGAAGACGCGUGAUGACUGACCACUGUUAAGUGCCAUUCUCCAAGGGGCAUAAGCUUGCUCUCAUCAGUAGGGGCACCAACCAAAGCAAAAGCAAUGGCACCUCACCUCCCAUGGCGCUUUCUCCAGUUCUUGCUACUGCUGCUGCUGGGGGUUUCAUCUGCUGCUCAAGCACAGGUGAACAUCACCCUGGGCUCCUCCUUGACGCCCCAGGGGCCAAACAGCUCAUGGCUCUCACCUUCCGGAGACUUCGCGUUCGGUUUCCAGCCAGUGGAAGGUAACACCUCCUCGUACCUCCUUGCCGUCUGGUUCGACAAGAUCCCUGAAAAGACUGUCGCUUGGUAUGCCAAGAGCAGUCAAGAUACACCGGUGCAAGUGCCAUCCAGCUCUGUGCUGCGGCUCACGGCUGAUGGGUUGCUCUCGCUUCGCAACCCAUCUGACGGUGAGGUCUGGAGUCCCCGGGUCCCUGGUGCGGCCUACGCCAGAAUGCUCGACACAGGUGACUUCAGGCUUUUCGGUGCAGAUGGCAAAGCAAAGUGGGAGACCUUUGAUGUCCCGGCUGAUACCAUCCUGCCCACACAAGUGCUUCUUGUGGGUCAGCAGGACAAGGUACUUAGAAGCCGUCUCAUCGCUACGGACUACGCCAAUGGCCGGUUUCUCCUAGCUGUGCAAUCAGAUGGUAAUCUUGUAUUCUAUCCAAUUGCCGAGCCUACCACAAAACGGUACGAUGCAUACUGGGCAUCCAAUACAGUUGGGAACGGCUCACGGUUGGUGUUCAAUGAAACUGGCAGGAUAUACUUCACAACGACAAAUGGGACACAGGUCAAUAUCACUUCAGCAGGGGGGGUCUCAAUGGGUGAUUUCUUCAAUCGUGCCAUGCUUGACCCAGACGGUGUAUUUCGGCAAUAUCUCUACCCAAAGAGCAGAAAGGCCAGAAGUGUAUGGAGCUUGCAAUGGACGGCGGUGAGCUCGAUUCCCCAGAACAUCUGCCAGGCGAUAAAGGAAACAAAUGCUGGCAGUGGGGCAUGCGGCUUCAACAGUUACUGCAGCUUCGAUGGCACCCAGAAUCAGACAACAGUAUGCCAAUGCCCAGAACAUUACGAGUUCUUCGACAAGGAGAGAAAAUACAAAGGUUGCAGGCCAGACUUUGAACCACAAAGCUGUUACCUGGAUGAGGCAGCAGCGGUGGCCAAGUUUGAGAUGACUCCCAUCAAUGGUGUUGACUGGCCUCUAGCCGACUAUGAGGAGUACAGCCCCAUAGAUGAGAAUGAAUGCCGGACACUCUGUGUGAUUGAUUGCUUCUGUGCCACAGCCGUCUUCCGUGCAAGCACAAAUACCUGCUGGAAGAAAAAGCUCCCUUUAUCAAAUGGGAAUAUGGCGGCAGAUGUAGACAGGACAGUUCUUAUCAAGGUGCCGAGGAGUAACAAUUCAGAGUCCCAGCUUAGCAGCGGCUCCACCAAAUGGAAGGAAGACAAGAAGUACUGGAUUCUUGGGAGUUCCUUGUUUUUUGGGGGUUCUGUAUUGGUAAACAUUCUCCUUGGCAGUAUUCUGCUCUUCGGCACUUACUGCGGUAUCUCCACAACCUCCAAGAAGAAACUUAUGUCAUCGCAAUCAUCGAGUAGUUCUAUAUUGCCCCCAAAGAUUUUCACUUACAAUGAGCUGGAGAAGGCAACUAGUGAUUUCCGUGAGGUGCUUGGCAGUGGUGCCUCUGGUACCGUGUACAAAGGACAGCUGCAAGAUGAGCAUGCGACCAGCAUCGCCGUCAAGAAAAUUGGAAAGCUCCAGCAAGAGACUGAGAAGGAGUUCAUGGUGGAAGUGCAAACCAUCGGGCAGACAUUUCACAAGAACUUGGUCAGGCUUCUUGGUUUCUGCAAUGAGGGAACUGACAGACUGCUUGUAUAUGAGUUCAUGACCAAUGGCUCGCUGAACGAGUUCCUCUUUGGUGAUGCUCGGCCGCAUUGGAGCCUCCGUGUGCAAGUUGCACUUGGAGUGGCACGAGGGCUGCUCUACUUGCACGAGGAGUGCAGCACACAGAUUAUCCACUGCGACAUAAAACCACAGAACAUCCUUCUCGACGACAACUUUAUGGCAAAGAUUGCAGACUUUGGCCUGGCGAAGCUUCUUCGAGCCAAUCAGACACAAACAUACACCGGCAUCCGGGGUACUCGAGGUUACCUUGCCCCAGAGUGGUUCAAGAACAUAGGGAUCACUUCCAAAGUUGAUGUUUACAGCUUUGGGGUGAUCCUGCUGGAGCUUGUAUGCUGCAGGAGGAAUGUGGAGCUAGAGAUCGCCGAUGAAGAACGUUCGAUACUGACUUACUGGGCAAACGAUUGUUACAGAUGUGGGAGGAUCGACUUGCUGGUGGAAGGUGACGAUGAGGCAAACUUCAACAUCAAAAAGGCAGAGCGAUUCGUGGCUGUCGCCCUUUGGUGCCUCCAGGAGGAGCCGACUAUGAGGCCAACCAUGCUUAAAGUGACACAAAUGCUUGAUGGAGCAGUGCAGAUCCCCACGCCUCCGGAUCCCUCUUCCUUCAUCAGUUCACUUCCGUAGUGCCUGCUUGUUAAUAAAUAAGUGUAGCAUGAAGCAAGACUAUGCAAUACACGGGUAAUAUGAUACUGUUUUCAUUUGAAGCUUCAGAAUUAAUGGUAAAUAUAGUAUUCAGGAACCUAUGUUUAGCUGAACAAUAGCAUCACAGAUGCAUCUGUAUCUUUUCUUUUUUUGCGACACAUCUGUAUCCUCUUUUCAUUAUGCAUAUGUAUAUCUAUUUAUUUGCUUA